UUUGCAAUAUAAUCAUGCCGUGGGAACACAUUCCGAAGCAAGAUCACUAUUUGUACACGGUGAAGUGGACUUAGCCGUUCGAUCAGCACCUCCUUCGUCGUCUACUUGCAAAGAGAGAUGAGGUCGCUCCGACGUUACCGCACGUACUUAUAGACGUGCUAGAUGCAUUCAACGACGAUCUCCAGACAAGCUUCCGACUCCUCGAUCUCCACCAGCGCCUGGAGUUCCUUGAGAAACAUUUCUACACGUUCAAAGAAUUGACGAAUAUGCCAGCAACACAAUGGGAUAUGGCGACAAAUCAAAUCCACGCCGUUGACGAGGUUUGGGAGAAAAUAUUUGAGGACAAUUGGCUAGCUCAAGCAUAUCUACGUGCCAGAGAACCCGAGUACAAUGAGAUGUGCAUGUUAUUUGCGCCAAACGAGAUCAAAACGGAGAUAUCACAUACUCUCGUUCUUAUUAGCGACUCCCCUCAAUGCAAGAAGCCUUCUCCGAUCAAUUUGAUUUCAACAUCUCUACAAGAGGAUGAGGUGAAUUCCCCGGCUCCGCCGCCUCCGAAACCCGUCGUCAGGAAACUCAACUUUAACGAAGCUGAUGAUGCAAUGUCCAGUGUGGGAUAUGUUCAGUCUAUAACGCCACACUACUAUGUCCCAUGGCCGAAGUUGGAAAGUAGGCUUCGUUAUCCAACAAUUGAGAAUGCAUCUGCUACUCGUAAGAAACCAGCGGCGGCGAAGGAUGUUGUUAGUCCGCGUGUUGGUUAUGACAGCUCUUGCGCAUCGUCGUCACCGUUUAAGUAAAUUUUAAAGUCUUGUUCUUGUUUGCGUGGAAGUAUUGCUGCUCUAGUAACUUAGGUAUAUUAUUAACGAGUAAUUAUCCCAUGUCUAGUGUUACAUGGAAGAUGGGCGUUCAUCCCAUGGCCAUAGAUAUAAGGCCUUAUUUUGAAAAAUUAU
Salvia miltiorrhiza (redroot sage) is the source of this 947-nucleotide messenger RNA. RefSeq lists its product as uncharacterized. Lineage: Eukaryota; Viridiplantae; Streptophyta; Magnoliopsida; Lamiales; Lamiaceae. The coding region runs from base 267 to 794 and encodes 175 amino acids. The transcript has 2 exons. The record is from RefSeq and is a predicted model, not a curated record.